GGUUUAGUCAACUGAGUUGACCACUUUAUAUGCUUUUUGCAGGUGGUAAGGUCUUCACAUGGGGAAGAGGAAGCUCUGGUCAGUUAGGACACGAUGACAGUCUCAGCACCUCUUUGCCAAAACCAGUAUCCUUCUUUGACGAUUAUGUUAUCACUCAAGCUGCUGCUGGAUGGAGUCAUUCUGGUUUUGUUUCAGAUUCUGCUUGUCUUUUUACAUGUGGCAAUGGCUCGUUUGGUCAGCUCGGUCAUGGUGAUAACAUGUCAUUAAGCACUCCAGCUAAAGUCUCUUACUUUCUUGAUAAGAAUGUGAAGAUGGUUGCUUGCGGUAUGCGCCAUUCGCUUGUCUUGUUCACAGGGAAUCUAGUGUGUGGAUUUGGAUCUGGAAAGCGUGGACAGUUAGGUAUCUCAUCAGACAGAACAAAGUCAGUAGAUCUUCCAUGUCUUGUCUCUGGAUUAAAAGAUGUUGAGGUUGUUCGCAUAUCAGCUAAUGGAGAUCAUAGUGCAGCUAUAUCCGCUGAUGGACAAUUGUUCAGUUGGGGAAGAGGAUUCUGCAGCAGUCCCGAUGUUCAAACCCCUCAGUGUUUGCCUUCAUCUCUUUCUUUCAGAGAAGUUGCUUUAGGAUGGAAUCAUGCUUUACUACUAACCGUUGAUGGCGAGGUUUUCAAGCUUGGCAAUACCCUUGAUAAACAAUCUGAGAAGCAACAACUGCAUAUAGAUCCCUCUGAAGCUCCCUUAGCGAAAGUUCCAGAUUUUGAUGGAGUAAAAGUUCUGAAAAUUGCAGCAGGUGCAGAGCAUUCUGCUGCUGUAACAGAGAAUGGAGAAGUUAAGACAUGGGGAUGGGGUGAACAUGGUCAGCUUGGCCUUGGAAACACCAAUGAUCAGACCAAUCCUCAACCCGUGAGCCUUGGAAGUAUAUAUCUGCAAGCGAAAGAGAUGGAAGUAUAUUGCGGAAGUGGAUUUACUUAUGCUGUAAGGCGAAAACAAGAGCUUUAUUCUUCACCAAUCUCAUCAUAGAAAUGGAUGUAUGACAUCUUAUGUGUGUAAAAUUGUACAAUGCAAGGAGCCAAUUGUUUACAAGAGUCUUGUGACUCUUGUAAAAUUGUACAAUGCAAGAGUCUUGUGACUCUUGUGAGAGGAACAAAGUGGUCGUAUUGGUACAAUAUACAAAUCUUUCUUACUA
Messenger RNA from Camelina sativa (false flax), 1179 nucleotides. NCBI's taxonomy places the organism in Eukaryota, Viridiplantae, Streptophyta, Magnoliopsida, Brassicales, Brassicaceae. The record is from RefSeq and is a predicted model, not a curated record.